Molecule: messenger RNA, 1602 nt
Organism: Amborella trichopoda
Lineage: Eukaryota; Viridiplantae; Streptophyta; Magnoliopsida; Amborellales; Amborellaceae
Product: 12-oxophytodienoate reductase 7
Molecular function (GO): oxidoreductase activity; FMN binding
Source: RefSeq, a predicted model, not a curated record
UGAAUAUAGAGAGAGAAAUAUUGGGGCCCAACACUAUAAAUCCUGCCUCCCAUUGUUCAUUAUAGAGAGAGAAAGUAGUAGAAGAAGAAGCCAUGGAAAAUGAAAAAACAGAACUACCCAUUGGAGACCAUGAAGAAUCCCACCUCCUAUCUCCAUUCACUUUUGGCAGAGGCUUCAAGCUCUCUCACAGGGUAGUCCUAGCUCCAGUAACAAGGUGUCGAGCUCUGAACAACGUGCCGCAAGAGGCUCACACCAUCUUCUACUUUCAGAGGGCAACACAAGGGGGUUUCCUGAUAUCAGAAGCAGUUGCUGUAUCUCCUCAAGGCAUAGGGUUUCCGAAUUCUCCGGGAAUUUACACAGAGGAGCAGGUGGAAGCUUGGAGAAGAGUGGUGGAUGCUGUUCAUGAGAAAGGAGCCAUCUUCUUCUGCCAACUUUGGCAUGUCGGCCGAGCUUCUCAUGGAGUGUACCAACCAGAAGGCAAGCUUCCAAUUUCUUCCACCAGCCAACCAGUACCUGCUCCCUGGUCGAUCCUCAUGCCCGACGGCCCAAGUGGGCCCUACUCCACCCCGCGGGCCCUUGAAACCCACGAGAUCCCUGACAUUGUCGACCAAUUCCGCUCUGCUGCCCGCAAUGCCAUGCGUGCUGGCUUCGAUGGCAUCGAGAUCCAUUCCGCACACGGCUACCUGAUCGACCAAUUCCUCAAAGAUGGCAUCAAUGAUAGAAAUGACCAAUACGGUGGCAGCGUUGCUAACCGAUGCCGGUUUGCUUUAGAAAUCCUUUCGGCAAUUGCUGAUGAGGUCGGCUCUGACCGCCUCGCCAUCAGACUUUCCCCCAUUAUUGACCAUUUGGGAGCUGAGGACUCUAAUCCAAUAGACUUAGCUCAAUUCUUAGUAGACCAGCUUAACCGGAAGUUCAACCCGGGGCUAGCUUAUUUGCAUGUUACCGAGCCCCGAUUUACCCGACACGGGCUGAAGGGUGAUGUCGAAACGGAGAAAGCGGAGAGAAAUGUGUGUUCUUUGAUGAGGGAAGGUUUCAAAGGACCAUUCAUGAGCAGUGGGGGCUUUGUGCAGGAGACAGGGGAAGCAGCAUUGCGUAGUGGCAAGGCGGAUCUGAUUGCGUUUGGGAGGCUGUUCAUAUCGAACCCGGAUUUGCCGGCGAGGUUCGUAGGCGAAGCGAGGCUGACAAAGUACGACCGAUCAAAGUUUUACACAUCGGAUCAAGUAGUGGGAUAUACUGACUAUCCUUGUAUGACUAGCCCACGCCAAGCCUUGUUCCCAUCUUUCUCCUCUGAGAUCAACGGCCAGUGAGCACAAUGGUGAUUUUUGAAAAUCAGGGAUGGCUAUGGAAAUGUUGCAGUACUAUAACAUGGAUUAAUUACUGUUUUAUUGGAAAAUUUGAAGUUUAGAACACUCAAAUAAUGGUUGUUAAAAAUUGGUUUUACAUUCUAUCAAAUUCAAACGACAAUAAUUAGCAUAGUUUGGCUUGCUAUGGAAUUAUUCCAUUCAUUUCUUCUUCUUCUUUUGUUUUUUUUGUUUUGGCUAUUUAUUUCCUUGUGAUGAAAAAAGUAUAUCAAGGUAUGCAUAGCAUACUGUUUAGUUUUUA